GACAGGAAGGGAGGUGCUGGGCACCGGCCGUGAAAAGCCACCUUCCCUCUCGACGCCGCGUCCGCCCGGGUCUCGCCAGCCAUGCGCCCCACCGAGCCCUGGAGCCCCAGCCCGGGGACGGCGUCCUGGGACUACUCAGGGUCGGGCGCCCCGGAGGAGCUGGAGCUGGAGGAGGAGCUGUGCGCGGCCCGGGACCUGCCCUACGGCUACGCCUACAUCCCCGCGCUCUACCUGGCGGCCUUCGCCGUGGGCCUGCCGGGCAACGCCUUCGUGCUGUGGCUGCUGGUCGGGCGGCGCGGCCCGCGGCGGCUCGUGGACACCUUCGUGCAGCACCUGGCGGCCGCCGACCUGGGCUUCGUGCUCACGCUGCCGCUGUGGGCCGCGGCGGCGGCGCGGGGUGGCCUCUGGCCCUUCGGCGAGGGCCUGUGCAAACUCAGCAGCUUCGCCAUGGCCGGCACGCGCUGCGCGGGCGCCCUGCUGCUCGCCGGCCUCAGCGUGGACCGCUACCUGGCCGUGGGCCGCCCGCUGGCCGCGCGCGCCCGCCGCACCCGUCGCUGCGCGCUGGCCGCGUGCGGGGCCGUGUGGGCCACGGCGCUGGCGGCCGGCCUGCCCUCGCUGGCCUUCCGCCGCCUGCGGCCGCUCCCCGGGGGCCACGGCAGCCAGUGCGCCGAGGAGCCGUCCGACGCCUUCCAGGGCCUGAGCCUGCUGUCGCUGCUGCUGACCCUGGCGCUGCCCCUGGCCGUCACCGUCGUCUGCUACUGCCUCGUGUCGCGCCGCCUGCGCGGGCCGGCGCACCUGAGCCGCGCCCGGAACCGCUCGCUGCGCAUCAUCUUCGCCGUCGAGGGCGCCUUCGUGGGCUCCUGGCUGCCCUUCUGCGCGCUGCGCGCCGUCUUCCACCUGGCGAGCCUGCGCGCGCUGCCGCUGCCCUGCCGCCUGCUGCUGGCGCUGCGCUGGGGCCUCUCCGUCGCCACCUGCCUGGCCUUCGUCAACAGCUGCGCCAACCCGCUCAUCUACCUGGUGCUCGACCGCUCGUUCCGCGCGCAGCUGCGGCGGCGCGGGGCCUGCUGGCGCUCGGCGCGCUCGGCGCGCGCGGCGCGCGGGGGCAGCUCGGCGUCCUCGCUCUCCCAGGACUACGGCUCUCCGUUCCGGAGCCCGGCCCGCCGAGCCCAGACGACGAACGCCUCCUCGGCCGUGGGCCCAUAGCUGGCCAGCCCGGAGGAGCGCGCGACAGCGGCGCGCGGAGAGGGGCGGGAGGCAUAGCGAGGUGGGCCGCCCCCAACCCCCUACCUGCCUUCCCCGGACCUGCCUUCCCGAGCGCGGAGAGCGGCUCCGCCGGCACCGCCUAGACCCCGCGGGUCUGGUUCACCAGCUUUCCCAAAACCUCAGCGUUUCGAACUCCCCCCACGCCAGGCGGCUGAGACCAGGUCUUCUCCCGCUCGGCCCCGCGGGCACCUGGGCUCUUUGUCUCCAGCCCAAGAAAGGUCCCGCAAGAUGGAGCCCACAGCAGCCCGGACACCGCAGGGUCCGCCGAGUAGGGGAAAGGGAAGUGGGCCUCCCUUCUCUGCCCCGUGGAUAGCAACACUGGCCAGAGCCCCCCAAAAGCCACUCUUGUCUUGGGCUCUGUUACAUUUGGUCCCUACAAUCGCCAUUGCCGUCUGAGAAAUACCUCCUCCAAGCCAGACCCUCUGGCCCCUCACUUUCCAAAAGAUCCUACAGACUAUGAAACCGACAGCCCUUUAUACUCAGCGGUCUUGGGGCAGAGUUUGCUGAAUCAUUAGUCACCAUCAGUUCAGAUCUUCAUUUUCAAAGCUUGCCAAAGCGUGGGAACCAGUCCUGCUAUCGGCUCACCCAGCCAUUCCUCCUGAGUUUCCCCAGAAGCCCGGGCCUGCCCCAGUUCCGUAUCUUCUCCCCUCUCCCAACAAGCGGCAGGACUCACCCUGGAAGUUAUCCUGGACCUUCCCUCUGGACAGAGGGUUCCGGCAUCUCUCAUCAGGUGUUUGGAUUCUCUCUCCCCCAGCCCGGACACCAGGCCCUUCAGUGUGAGUUCCCCUUUCUCAAUAAACACUCUCGCUGCCCUCGCCCGACAACUGUGUCGGUCUUUACUUGAGCAGAGGCGGAUGGAACACUGGGUCACACAAAACUCAACCCAGGAGUUGAGGUUGACCUCAAAGUGAUCGGAAUUUGGGGUGAAGGUCAGGGACCGAGAGAGCUGAUCCCACCGUGGGCACAGCAGUCCCACGGGAGGGCGGCAUAGCUUUUAAUUCUCAUUAUUUUAAAGGAUGCUUCACAUUUUGAAGGUUUCAAAGAGAGAAGAGAAAAAAAAAAUAAAAGAUUUAAGGUCAUCUGGCAGCCAGGUGCCACUUCAAAGAGGAAAUGUGUCAUUGUGAUUCUCAGAUCAGCACAGGGCUUUUUCUCCUACCCCUUUUGAGACCAUCCAGUACAAAUGUUGAGGGUGUCCAUUUUCUGACUCUGUGACAUCGUUUGAGGUUUCUGGAGGGGUUGAAAUUUCAGUGUUUCUACUUUUAAGAGGAUUUGGCCUGAAGAAGUGUCGGUCGCUGCGGAAAGGAGCUCAGAAUUUCUCUCUGAGGGCCCCCCUCUCCGCCAGACCCCCGGGCAGGCGUGGAGUCCAGUCUUUGGGGCUGAUGGGUUAGAGCAGUUCAAACCCGCCUGUCAGCGGCCCUGGGAGGUCAAGCUGGGAAGAAGCACACCUGGGUGCGUCCUCCCCACGCACCCGAGGGAGGCAGGCCUUGCAGCCUGUGGGGUCGCCGGGCCGGCAGGACCGAGUCCAGACACUUUAACCUCGGUACAUCGGGGCUGCCCCCAUCCUCACCUCAUCGCCCUCCGAGGCAAGAGGUGACCGUUUCAUAUGAUGGGACCUCAACUUACAGCAGAAGGGCUUUACUGGGCUGUUCGGAUGGAGCCCCUACCUGGACCCCUGUCACCUUGCUUCUCCCGACUUGCUGAUGAACUGAGUUCCCUGAAGACAGACAGACAGACAGAAAACGUCUCCAUCUCCCCCCAGCACAGCAGUUAUCAAAGCUCAGCAUUUCCCUCCCGCUGCUGGGAGAUUGGAAAAUGCUGAUAAGUGAAAAGAAAAAAGGGGUAACAGAGUUGCUUGUGUUAAAUAAACACCCACACACUUCAAGGCUGGAGGAUAUAAAAUAAUUG
Molecule: messenger RNA, 3168 nt
Organism: Orcinus orca (killer whale)
Lineage: Eukaryota; Metazoa; Chordata; Mammalia; Artiodactyla; Delphinidae
Gene: GPR25
Product: G protein-coupled receptor 25
Exons: 1
Coding region: 82-1203 (373 amino acids)
Biological process (GO): immune response; G protein-coupled receptor signaling pathway
Cellular component (GO): membrane
Molecular function (GO): G protein-coupled receptor activity
Source: RefSeq, a predicted model, not a curated record